Penicillium soppii is the source of this 1518-nucleotide messenger RNA. RefSeq lists its product as uncharacterized. The coding region runs from base 1 to 1518 and encodes 505 amino acids. Gene Ontology annotation, molecular function: hydrolase activity, acting on carbon-nitrogen (but not peptide) bonds. NCBI's taxonomy places the organism in Eukaryota, Fungi, Ascomycota, Eurotiomycetes, Eurotiales, Aspergillaceae. The transcript has 3 exons. The record is from RefSeq and is a predicted model, not a curated record.
AUGGGCACCAUUCUACUCCAAGGAGGCACAGUGCUAGCCCACGAGGGCGACCGCGUCAAGGUGCUCUGUAACCAUGAUAUUCUCAUCGUUGGGAAUAGGAUAGAAGAUAUCGGCCAAGGACUCACUCUGCCUGAUAGAAGUGCUGUGAGGGUCAUUGACUGCCAAGGCAAGAUUGUUUCGCCCGGGUUCAUCGACACGCAUCACCAUCUAUGGCAAUCACAGAUGGGAGGCCGCUUCGGUAACAUGAAGUUCAUGGACUACAUGGUUGCAGGUAACAUCCAGUCAUUCAACUACACACCGGAGGAUAUCUUCUGGGGCCAGCUUGCGGGGUGUCGAGAGAGCAUUCACGCUGGAGUAACUACUGUUGUGGAUCAUGCGCAUAUGACAUACUCGCCUGAGCAUGCAACCGAAGCCAUACGCGCAUCAGCAUCCUCUGGAUUGCGAACCUUCUUCUGCUACACGCCCAUCUGGCGAAUCAAGAGCUGGACAUCUGAUGCUCCCGUUGAGUUCGACGAGGAUUUACUACCAGAAUGGUGGUUCUCGACGCUCGAAUUCCUCGGGAGGUCCGCGCCCUUUGGAGACGGUCGGGUUCGUCUGGGAUUGGGGUUCGAUGAUUUCAAAGUCCCGAAAGAGACAGUACGAGAUCUCUGGGCUAGAUGUCGCGCGCUUGGUAUAAGUCUAUUUACGACGCAUUUUGUGGCUAAUUAUAUGAAGAGUACGCCUAUUCCCUCCGUUCUCCUUACCAUAUACCUGGAUGUUCUGAAAUACUCACACAUAGUCCUAGACUCCGUUUCCCUGCUCAAGGAAUGCGCCCUCCUCAACAGUACAGUCAUAUUCUCUCAUAUCAAUGGGAUCGCAGAGUCAGAUGCCCAAACCCUCCUCGCGCACGGGGCGCACUUCUCGUCGACCCCAGAAACAGAACUCCAAAUGGGUCUCGGCGAGCCUGUUGCAUUCAGACCAGAUUUGAGUUCCAACGCGUCAAUUGGGAUUGACUGCCACUCGAAUAACUCGAGCGAUAUCCUCACACAGCUCCGGCUUGGUAUGCAGCACGCGCGCGGUGUGGAGAAUGUGCAAGCGAUUGAAAAUGGGGAGUAUCCCAAUGUCAACAUCAAACUUGAAGGAAUGUUUAAUCUUGGUACAAUCCAGGGGGCACGCGCUGUGAAUAUGGCCGACAAGAUUGGGAGCAUCGAGGUCAACAAAUUAGCUGAUAUUGUGAUUUUUGAUGCGACGUCACCGGGUAUGGUCUGUGCUGCUGAGGAGGAUCCGCUCGCUGCGGUGUUGCUGCAUGCGAAUGUGGGGGAUAUUGAGGUCGUGAUUGUUGAUGGCGUGGUAAGGAAGGAAUGUGGAAAGUUGGUUGAUGUGCAACUCUACGGUGGAAUUAGUGGAAGCCCCGGCGAGAUCCUUCAUCAGCGGGAGAUUUCAAAGCGUCUCUUGGAGAGUCGGGGGAGGAUUAUUGAGCAGGGAAGGGGGCAAGAUGCAGGGAGGGGAAUGGAGUUUCUGUAUAAGACCUUUGGCUGA